CCGAAAAAGUUUCAGAUAUUUCACACGUGGUUAAUUUGUGUACUCAACUACCAUGGCUACUAAACCUUCUCUCUCCACCACCACCGCGGUGCCUGAAACUGCGUCGGUUAAACUAACUCCGAAAAUGGACCCAAUACACGUUUCCAAGACUCAAAGAUUUAUUAAGGUUAUGGGUAGUGGCGUCCCCGUUCCUGAAAACUUCAACACCAGUGGCUUCUUCGACUCUUUCCUUCGGAAUUUCAUCAAAGUCGAUCAAAUCCAACCUGGUCAAGUAUCUUGUACUCUUAUCGUCAAACCACCUAUCUGUAAUGCCUACGGAACACUGCAUGGAGGGACUGUUGCGUCUUUGGUUGAGGUUUUGGCAAUUGCGUGUGCUAGAACUGUAAUUGCGGAAGACAAACAACUUUUUCUUGGGGAAAUGAGUGUUUCUUACCUCUCUGCCACUCCUGUGGAUGUAGAAGUGGUAGCUAAUGCCUCUGUGGUGAAGAGUGGAAGAAAUUUGACUGUAGUUGCGCUUGAAUUUAAAUCGAAGAAAACUGGAAAUUUGCUUUAUCUUACUCAUGCUACCUUCUUUAACAUGCCGGUUUCCAGCUUAUGAUCACUUUAUCGUGAUUCUGCACUGCAGACCUGCAGUUCCAUUUAAUGUAUGUAAUAAUAAUAACAAAAUAAUUUGAAUUAAUUAGGCCGAGUCUUAUCAUAGCCUUUAAAAGUGAACUAGUGGGAUAUUGCGGGUUCAAGCCCGCGCCUCUGCAUCUUAUAUCUUUGUACAACUGUAACACAAAAUAGUUAGUAAAAAUUGCGUGGAAGAAAUAAAAAAACUUCAAUAGAAAAACAACAUGAAAAAUAAACAUGAGAAAUUUGUAAUAUCAAUAUUAUUUGGAUUGCGCUUUCCAAUAUUUUUAUUAUUUUAAUUGUAUGGUUGUUUUUAUUGGAGGAUAUAUGAGGAGCCUUGGAGUUAUCAUCUCCAGUUUCAUUUGAGGAAUUUACAGGUAUUUUAAGAUAUUGAAAUGCUUGAAUUAAAUCACUUCGCUCAUUUUAAGAUUUUGUGCUCGAGGGAUUUUGGAUUGAGAUAAUUUUACUAGAUUAUGAAAUAGGGUAGCUCAUGAAGAAGCAACAAGAACAAAGUAUAUUGACAUUGGGCGAGCGUCCAACACACGAGCAGUAGCCGCACGAAAUAGAACAAUAGGUCGCCCAAAUGGGUUGGAUUACCCGAAGCAAGUCGCCUGGGUUCGAAACCCAUGAUUUGCAUAACUUGUCACAUGUGGCUUAUGAGAUGUAUGAGGAAAAACUGUCUAGGAAGAUCAAUCAAUGAGGAAAACUGCCUCCCGCAUGAUUUAAGGAGAAACAACCUCAUGUGCUCACAAAUAAUUUGAACUUUUGCACAGAAUCAACCCAAUAACCUUUCACAAAAACCUUGAGCGUUUACACAAGAUCAACUCAAACAACAUUGAAUAAAAUACAUAGAGCUUUUAUGCAGGUUUAGCUAAACAACCUUACACCAAAAUUUUUACAGACUUAGUUUGCAACCUUCAAAUUUAUUACUAAAAGAUAACAAGAGAAUUAUGCUCAUGAAUAAACAAUUACAACACAUCACUAUUACAACUCUACUCUUUCAAUACUAAGGCAACUCUAAUGAAAAAUAACUUUAUAAAAGAAUGAGUAGUAUAAAGAUAGGAGAGGAGUUUUGAAAUUAGUAUAACACUUUUUUUGUUGGGAAAAUUCUUGCUCAAAAAGGAAAUAAUCCUUAGGACUUUUGAACUUUUAAUCCUUAGGAAUUUUAUAAAAAAAUAUGAGAAGAUUGCUAUGUUGCUAUGUUGUGAUCCUGAUUAAUCAGAUAAGCUUCUUGAUUAUUUAAGCACUUCAAGACCCACUCUUAAUGUAUUGCUAUGUAUGUUGUGAUCCUGUUUUUGUUGUUGUCUUGCUAUAUAUUGUCGUCGUUUUCACAUUAUAUUUUAUCAAAUGUUUGUAUGGAAGAUUGUUUUAUAUGAUAUUAAUUAAUCUAUGCAGCUAUUCUAAGUGUGCAUUUUUCUCUUGGAGUGUAGAUUGGUGUAUCAGGUUGGAGAAUGUUUAUGAAAACUCAGGUUGGAGUAGCAGUUCUAACAUGUAUUCCAGUGAAGAUAAUUGCACCUUGUGUUAAAGCUAUUAUUGUUUGUAAUGAAUAGUAAGAAAGCCUUUUUAAUUUUUGAUUAAACGAAUUGUUAAUAUGUUUUUUCUCUUGCUGAAGGAACAUUACUACUAUUACUCUUUGUAGCUUCUCACUAAGAAAUAUGGAAUAAGGUCUUCAAAUUUAUUUGUAAAGAUAAGCUAUAUCCUUAUGUGAAACUUGAGCAGUAGAACACACUUUGCAUAAAGUGUCGUGGCAUUA
Molecule: messenger RNA, 2365 nt
Organism: Vicia villosa (hairy vetch)
Lineage: Eukaryota; Viridiplantae; Streptophyta; Magnoliopsida; Fabales; Fabaceae
Exons: 3
Coding region: 53-598 (181 amino acids)
Molecular function (GO): fatty acyl-CoA hydrolase activity
Source: RefSeq, a predicted model, not a curated record